Molecule: messenger RNA, 801 nt
Organism: Microthlaspi erraticum
Lineage: Eukaryota; Viridiplantae; Streptophyta; Magnoliopsida; Brassicales; Brassicaceae
Source: the annotation of a GenBank genome assembly
AUGGCUCUCACAAAAAUCUCCUUAGUCCUUUUCCUUUGCCUCUUAGGCUUAUACUCUGAAACCGUCAAGUCUCAAAACUGCGGCUGCGCUUCAAACUUCUGUUGCAGUCAGUACGGUUACUGCGGUACCACCGAUGAAUAUUGCGGUGCUGGGUGCCGAUCAGGCCCUUGCAGAGGCAGCGGAACCCCUCCCGCUGGUGGUGGUUCGGUUGGUAGCAUUGUGACACAAGGUUUCUUUAACGGUAUUAUCAACCAAGCCGGUGGUGGUUGCGCCGGAAAGAAUUUCUACACCCGUGAUUCUUUCGUUAACGCCGCUAAUACUUUCCCCAACUUUGCUAACUCCGUUACUAGGCGUGAGAUUGCUACCAUGUUUGCUCAUUUCACCCACGAGACUGGACAUUUCUGCUACAUAGAAGAGAUUAACGGAGCGUCACGUGACUACUGCGACGAGAACAACAGGCAAUACCCAUGUGCAGCGGGUAAAGGCUACUUCGGUCGUGGUCCGAUCCAACUAUCAUGGAACUACAACUACGGAGCGUGUGGUCAGAGUCUCAACCUUGACCUUCUACGGCAACCAGAGCUAGUGGGUAGCAACCCAACUGUCGCUUUCAGGACUGGUCUGUGGUUUUGGAUGAACAGCGUAAGGCCGGUACUGAACCAAGGAUUUGGAGCCACCAUUAGAGCCAUCAACGGUAUGGAGUGUAACGGUGGGAAUUCAGGUGCCGUGAAUGCAAGGAUUAGGUACUACAGAGACUAUUGUGGACAGCUUGGUGUUGACCCUGGUGCUAACCUUAGCUGCUAG